CGGCCGUACCCGUGCUCCGCUAUAGCUAUAGGGUUGCAGGGCUUUCUGGAUUUGAAUUGUGCUUUUUUAUUUUUAUAAAAAAUUUCCGUCGUAGUUAUAAAAGGCGUGCGAGAGAGAAAAGACGCAUUUCUGCGUUGGUUAGGGUUUCUGGGUUUCGAUCUGCGAGAUAAUGGGUUUCCAAAUGCAGCCAUAUGGGAUACAAACAAUGCUUAAAGAGGGCCACAAACACCUCUCUGGUCUCGACGAAGCCGUCCUCAAGAACAUUGAUGCCUGCAAGCAGCUGUCCGCUAUCACUCGCACCUCUCUCGGUCCCAAUGGUAUGAACAAGAUGGUUAUCAAUCACCUAGAUAAGCUCUUUGUCACGAAUGAUGCAGCCACUAUUGUGAAUGAACUCGAGGUUCAGCAUCCUGCUGCCAAGAUUCUUGUCUUAGCCAGCAAAGCCCAGCAAGAGGAAAUUGGAGAUGGAGCUAAUUUGACGAUUUCUUUUGCUGGGGAACUCCUCCAGAAUGCAGAGGAACUUAUCAGGAUGGGCCUACACCCAAGUGAGAUCAUCAGUGGAUACACUAAAGCAAUUAAUAAGACAGUUGAAAUCUUAGAACAACUGGUUGAGAAAGGUUCUGAGAAUAUAGAUGUGCGAAAUAAGGAUCAAGUCAUUCGUCGAAUGAAAGCUGCUGUUGCUAGCAAGCAAUUUGGUCAAGAAGAUAUUUUGUGCUCCCUUGUUGCUGAUGCGUGCAUCCAAGUGUGCCCCAAGAACCCUGCAAACUUUAAUGUGGAUAAUGUCCGUGUUGUUAAGCUCUUGGGAGGGGGCUUGCAUAAUUCUGCAGUAGUUCGGGGUAUGGUUUUGAAAAGCGAUGCUGUGGGGAGUAUAAAGCGAGUGGAGAAGGCAAAGGUUGCUGUGUUUGCUAGUGGUGUUGAUACAUCUGCAACUGAAACAAAAGGAACUGUCUUAAUCCAUAGUGCGGAGCAGCUAGAAAACUAUUCAAAAACGGAAGAAGCAAAAGUUGAGGAACUUAUCAAAGCAGUAGCAGAUUCAGGUGCCAAAGUAAUUGUCAGUGGAGCAGCAAUUGGAGAGAUGGCAUUGCACUUCUGUGAGCGUUACAAGCUCAUGGUUCUGAAAAUUAGUUCAAAAUUCGAACUGCGACGAUUUUGUCGUACAACUGGUUCUGUUGCCAUGCUGAAGCUCAGCCAGCCUAAUCCAGACGAUUUGGGACAUGUCGAUUCUAUUACAGUUGAGGAAAUUGGUGGUGUGAGGGUUACCAUUGCCAAGAAUGAAGAAGGUGGGAACUCUGUUGCCACUGUGGUUUUACGGGGAAGUACUGAUAGCAUACUAGAUGACCUUGAAAGAGCAAUUGAUGAUGGAGUCAACACCUAUAAGGCUAUGUGUCGGGACAGCCGUAUUGUACCGGGAGCUGCAGCUACUGAGAUUGAGUUAGCUAGAAGAGUGAAGGAAUUCUCUUAUAAAGAAACAGGAUUGGAUCAGUAUGCUAUAGCAAAAUUUGCUGACAGUUUUGAGAUGGUGCCUAGAACAUUGGCUGAGAAUGCUGGGCUUAAUGAAAUGGAGAUCAUAUCUUCUCUAUAUGCCGAACAUGCAUCUGGAAAUGGCAAAGUGGGUAUUGACUUGGAGGAAGGUGUUUGCAAGGAUAUCUCAAUCCUGGAUGUCUGGGACCUCUACAUUACUAAGUUCUUUGCUCUCAAAUAUGCUGUUGAUGCUGCGUGCACUGUACUUCGUGUAGACCAGAUUAUAAUGGCAAAACCAGCCGGUGGCCCAAAGAGAGAUCAACCUGCAGGGAUGGAUGAGGAUUAGUUUCAUGUGGCCAUCACUAUAUUGGUUUUACUAGUAUCGCAAGGCAGGUUGCUGAACUGGUUAGGCAUCUGUUGAUUUAAUUAGAUGCGAAAGGCUUUAGUUUGAAAGAUUUUGUUUGAUGUAGGAAAAAUGUCUUAAAAUUUGUGCUUUGUAUAUGUCACUCAGCCCUUAGCCGUGUUAUGGUUGGGAAUGCUGGUGGUUUUCCAAUGUAUCCUGUUUACACUGA
Molecule: messenger RNA, 2030 nt
Organism: Juglans microcarpa x Juglans regia
Lineage: Eukaryota; Viridiplantae; Streptophyta; Magnoliopsida; Fagales; Juglandaceae
Product: T-complex protein 1 subunit theta
Exons: 13
Coding region: 170-1804 (544 amino acids)
Biological process (GO): protein folding
Cellular component (GO): chaperonin-containing T-complex
Molecular function (GO): ATP binding; ATP hydrolysis activity; ATP-dependent protein folding chaperone
Source: RefSeq, a predicted model, not a curated record